AUGUCUGCUCUUCGCUCACAACCUUUGCAACCAUUGAAUAAUGGCCAGCUCAAUGCUCGAACGAACAAUGUCACCCCCGUCAAGCUUGGAAAGUGGUCAAAGGAAAACGUACAGACACAACACCCUGAACAAAAGCAACAGGUGAAGAAAAAGAAGGAGAAAUUGUCGGCAUUGUGUAAAACACCUCCCUCAAUCGUUAGAACAAGAAAUGGAAGAGAUUAUCGCCGUGGAAAUUUUUUGGGAGAAGGCGGGUUUGCCCGUUGUUUCCAAAUGAAGGAUGCAUCGGGGCAAAUAUAUGCAGCCAAGACCGUUGCCAAAGCAUCUAUUAAAAAUGAAAAAACAAAAACAAAAUUGUUGUCAGAAAUCAAAAUUCACAAAUCGUUAAAGCACCCCAAUAUUGUCAAUUUUAUUGACUGUUUUGAGGAUGAUAUCAAUGUCUACAUUCUAUUAGAAAUAUGUCCGAACCAAUCGUUGAUGGAACUUUUGAAAAACCGGAAAAGAGUAACUGAACCUGAAGUACGUUUGUUUAUGGUGCAAGUAGUUGGUGCUAUCAAGUACCUACAUUCGCGAAGGGUGAUUCAUAGAGAUUUGAAGUUGGGUAACAUUUUUUUCGACCCUGAUAUGAACCUCAAAAUUGGAGACUUUGGCCUAGCUUCUGUGCUUCCAUCAAGCGAUGCCAAAAAGUAUACUAUUUGCGGGACUCCAAACUAUAUAGCGCCAGAGGUUUUGGGCGGAAAAAACACAGGACAUAGUUUCGAAGUAGAUAUUUGGGCCAUUGGUAUAAUGAUGUAUGCUUUGUUGGUUGGCAAACCACCUUUUCAAGCCAAGGAUGUCAAUGUAAUCUACGAAAGAAUCAAAAAGACAGAGUAUUACUUUCCAGAAGACAAACCUAUCUCUGAUUCAGCAAAAUAUUUGAUCAAGGACUUGUUAAGCUUAAAUCCUUUGAACAGGCCAACAAUUGAUGAGAUUUUAACAUAUGACUGGUUCAAGGGCCCGUUCCCUGAUAGAACAAGAGAAGUAAGCUUGAUGGAUACCCCAGAUGGACUCGAUUUUAUAUCAAGGGCCCAGUCAGCGAUGAACUUCAAGUCUGCAAAAGACAUGGCAGGUAUUUACACACCAAAGAACAAGAAUCCUAUUGAAAUAUUGAGGUCAGAUUUGCAUUCAGAACAACCAAAAGCAUUACUUCCACAAUCGCUUUCACCUAAUGAUACUAAGAGCAAGUAUCAAGAGGUAGACCCCGAGCAGCUUGGCAGGCCGAGAAGGGUCAACUUUAAUUCACAUUUUUCCACAACGAUCAAGCGUCUUGACCAGAUAUGUUUUGAAACGUAUCAGAACAUUAGAAGGUUGGAGCACUCGAAACACGGCAGCAGCUUGGACUCGCUUGAAUUACCCAAGUGCGAGAACCCAACAUUAAUAAGUAAAUGGGUAGACUAUUCAAACAAAUACGGAUUUUCAUAUCAAUUGACCAAUGAUGAUAUCGGGGUUCUUUUCAACGAUGAAAACACAUUGUUGAAACUUUAUAAUUCAACCAAGUUUUUGGAGUUGAUUUAUCAUGACGAGGAAGGGUGGACCUGCAUUGAAAACUCAUUGUCGCAUCCUCCUGUUCAAGCAAAGAGGCAAUUGGAAAUUGUGGACUUCUUUGCAAAGUACAUGAACAGCAACCUUUCCAAAGUGAGCGAGACUGGUGAGAAAAAGGAGAUUGUGUUUUUGAGACGGUACAGUAGGACUCCAGACUACAUUAUGUUUGAAAUGACCAAUGGUAAUUUUCAAUUCAAUUUCAAAGAUCAUCACAAAAUUUGUAUCUCAAAAUCAGGUUUAGCAAUUACACAUAUAUCUCCAAAUCGGUUGACUCAAACGCACCCAUUAAUCCUCGUAAUGCAAGAAGGAAACUUCCCCAAGGAACCAGUUCCCGAAUGCAUGAAAAAGAUAGCUAUCAUCAAGGAGGCUAUUAAAAAAAGGGCUUUUAAAGAAGCCUGA
Messenger RNA from Lodderomyces oxycetoniae, 1977 nucleotides. It is a transcript of the gene CDC5, whose product is annotated as polo kinase. The record is from RefSeq and is a predicted model, not a curated record. Gene Ontology annotation, cellular component: nucleus; cytoplasm; spindle pole body. NCBI's taxonomy places the organism in Eukaryota, Fungi, Ascomycota, Pichiomycetes, Serinales, Debaryomycetaceae. The transcript has a single exon. The coding region runs from base 1 to 1977 and encodes 658 amino acids. Gene Ontology annotation, molecular function: protein serine/threonine kinase activity; ATP binding; protein binding. Gene Ontology annotation, biological process: protein phosphorylation; mitotic spindle organization.